AUGGCCGAUUCAGCUUCAGCGCACCUUGCUUCACACAUGGCCAAGCUAAACCCAUUCUCCAAGAAGACUGGCAAAGUCGACAAUGAGGACGCCGGCGAAGUCAUUGAUGCCUCGACGGUUGCUGGCGGCGGUCAUGGCUCCCGCGAAACAAACAUCACCAAGCAUCAACUCCGAGUCAGCCAUGCUCUCAGGGCGUUCCUGGUCAAGCACCAUGUUCUCUCAGAGGAAGAGGCCGCUCUAGACAACCCAGACACAGUGACCGAGUCACUGCACGCCCUCCUCAACAAGCCGCAUAUUGACGUCCCGUCGUACAUAACAGAUCGGUCUCGUCCGUUGUCCGAAUACUUCAUCAGUUCGAGUCACAACACCUACUUGGUGGCUCACCAGCUUUACGGCAAUUCUUCUGCCGAUGCCUACAGGACUGCUCUUAGAACGGGAUCGCGCUGCGUGGAGAUUGAUGCGUGGGACGAUGAGGAAAACAAGGACGAACCAAAGGUCACGCAUGGCUACACGCUUGUCUCUAAUAUCUCAUUCCGCGCCGUAUGUGAAACGAUUCGUGAUGUCAUGGACGAGGAAGCCCGUCAGGCGCCAUCUCAUCCAGACUGCAGAGCAUCUCCAAUCCUCCUAUCUUUGGAGAACCAUUGCGACGCACAUGGUCAACGGCGUCUCGUCGAGAUUAUGAAAGAGGUAUGGGGCGACCGACUGCUGAGCAAGGCUGUCAGGCAGAAAGGGCACGAGGAGCAGCAAGGCUCUGACGACCAAGUGACACUCGAAGAGCUUGGGUCAAAAAUAGUCGUCAUUGUCGAAUACCACUUUCCCAACGAACCCAAAAGCGAAGAGGAGAGCUCCAACUCGGACGACGAGGAUGAAGAAACGAGACAGGCGAAGAAGGCUUACAACGACAAGAAGAAGGCUGCACCUACCAUCAUCAUCCCUGAGCUGGCAGAGUUAGGUGUGUACGCUCAAUCAGUGAAACCGCGCGACAAUUCUUGGUAUGGUGAAGCCGGACUCAAGGACGGACCUCAUCAUCACCUCAUCAAUGUCUCCGAGAGUGGUCUAAAGGACCAUAUGCCCGCCGAGAACGACAAAAUUGCUUGCCACAACGCCCGACAUCUAAUGCGGGUGUAUCCCAAAGGGACGCGGAUCUCGUCCCGAAACCUCAAGCCGGUGCAGUUCUGGGGUAUCGGAGCGCAAGUGUGUGCCCUCAACUGGCAGACAUUCGGGGCUAGCAUACAGCUGAAUGAAGCACUAUUCAGCGGCACAGAUGGAUAUGUUUUGAAGCCAGCGGCUUUGCGGGCCGGCGGAUCUGGCCGACUCAACACCGGGAAGAGGAAGAUGCUCCGCCUGCAUGUUGCAGGAGCCACAGAUAUACCCGUACCAGAAGGGCGAGAACCUGGCGAGAUCAAGCCAUACUUGACCUGCAAGCUCUACCACCCUGACAUCGAUGAGGAUGACGCGCCAAAGCGCAAGACGGCACAUUACAGGCAACACAAACUCGGGCUGCUGCAUAGAGGUGAGAAUCCUCCGCCCACAGAUCCUAUCUGGGACGAGACACUGCUAUGGGACUAUGACGACAACGAGCUAGUGUUCCUCCGCAUGCUCAUCAAGAGCGAUGACAGUUUUGCCAUCAACCCCAUCUUUGCUGUGGCUGCGGUGAGGUUGCUGUACGUAGCUCCAGGCUGGAAUUUUAUCCGCAUGCUGGACUUGAAGGGAAGGGAGACCAGAUGCUCGAUUCUUGUCAAAUUCGAGAUCGUGGAUGAGAUGUGA
Messenger RNA from Fonsecaea nubica, 1767 nucleotides. RefSeq lists its product as hypothetical. Gene Ontology annotation, molecular function: phosphatidylinositol-4,5-bisphosphate phospholipase C activity. Gene Ontology annotation, biological process: phosphatidylinositol-mediated signaling; lipid metabolic process. NCBI's taxonomy places the organism in Eukaryota, Fungi, Ascomycota, Eurotiomycetes, Chaetothyriales, Herpotrichiellaceae. The transcript has a single exon. The record is from RefSeq and is a predicted model, not a curated record. Bases 1 to 1767 code for a protein of 588 amino acids.